GUUGUGCAGCACCUCGACUCGCCCCGAGCAGCCGUCGGGACCCCCCUGGAGGCGCACGGAGACCCCCGGGGGGGACGGGGACACACCUGGGACAGGGAAAGGGAACAGGCCACACCUGUGCCCACCUCAGCCCCUGCUGGGACCUCAGCUGUGCCCAGGUGUGCACUCCCGACAUGAGGCUCCUUUACCUGAAGAGCCACCUGGGGCUGCUCCUCUACCUGUCCCUGAGCGGUCCCACCCUGGCCCCGCCCUCACCUGUCCCGCUGCGCCUGGCGGGCGGCCCUGGGCGCUGCGCGGGGCGCGUGGAGGUGCUUUACCUGCACAGGUGGGGGACGCUCUGCGGCCACACCUGGGGCCUGGCCGAGGCUCAGGUGGUCUGUCGCCAGGUGGGCUGUGGCCCCGCCCUGUCGGCACCAGGCGGGGCCCACUUCGGGCAGGGGGAGGGGCCAGUGUGGCUGGACCGGGUCACCUGCACAGGCACUGAGGGCCACCUGGGCGAGUGCCAGGUGGGGCCCUGGGGAGAGGCCAGCUGUGAGCACGGCGCUGACGUGGGCGUGGUGUGUGCAGGUGCGGAGGCGGCGUCGCAGCUCCAGGUGCGCCUGGCCAACGGCUCCAGCGCCUGCGCGGGGCGUGUGGAGCUGUUCCGCGAGCACAAGUGGGGAACCGUCUGCGACGACACCUGGGACCUGCAGGACGCGCAGGUGAUCUGCCGCCAACUGGGCUGCGGCCACGCCCUCGCCGCGCCCGGCCACGCCCACUUUGGCCGGGGGGCGGAUCCCAUCUGGCUGGACGGCGCCCACUGCACAGGUAGGGAGCAGGAGCUGGUGCAGUGCCAGCUGCACACCUGGGGUGAGCACGACUGCAACCACGGCGAGGACGCGGGCGUGGUGUGCACAGGUCCCAGCCCCCUGCAGGUGCGGCUGCGGGAUGGCCCCGGGCCCUGUGCGGGGCAGGUGCAGGUGCUGCACAACCACACCUGGCUGGGUGUGUGCGGCCGCACCUGGAGCCUGCUGGAGGCACAGGUGGUGUGCAAGGAGUUGGGCUGUGGCCCCGCCCUCAGCGCACCUGUCGGCGCUCACCUGGCCCCGGGGGCGGCGCUGGAGGGUCUCACCUGUCGGGGCUCUGAGAUGCUGCUCCUGGAGUGCCUGAGGGAGGGGGCGGGGCCAGGCACCUGCCACGCAGGUGGGGCUGCCCGAGUGGCCUGCGAGGAGCUGGAAGACCUGCUGGGCUCCUGUUCGGUGCUGGAGGGGCUGCUGGGGGUGGUGGUGGGGCUCUGCGGGGUCCUCCUGGGGCUCUACCUGUGGGCUAGGUGUGCCGGGCGGGGCCGGCGCUUCACAGACAAGCCCCUGCUCCAGAUGCCAGAGGAAGCCGGGACCUCACUUGAGCCAUAGGAGACCCCCCCAGAAUCACCUGGGACCAGCCCAAAAUAUCUUGGGAUCCCCCAAAAAUACCUGGGACCCCCCUAAAUCACCUGGGACCCCCCCCCAAAUGACCUGGGACCUCCACAUACCAAAAAAUACCUGUGACCUGUUCUAGGGGUCUGUUGGUCUUUACUGGGGGAUACUGGGGCUGUAGUGGAAGGAUACUGGGGCCAUACUGGGGGCGUACUGGAGGGGGGCCACUGGGGCCACACUGGGGAUCUGUAACCCCCCCUAAAAUACCUGUGACCCUCUCAAAACACCCAUGACCCCCCUCAAAACAGCUGUAACCCCCUAAAAUACCUGUAACGCCCUUAAAAUAAAACCCAGAAAAACCCGGUAAAAA
Corapipo altera (White-ruffed manakin) is the source of this 1764-nucleotide messenger RNA. Its product is annotated as soluble scavenger receptor cysteine-rich domain-containing protein SSC5D-like. The transcript is spliced from 7 exons. Lineage: Eukaryota; Metazoa; Chordata; Aves; Passeriformes; Pipridae. Gene Ontology annotation, cellular component: membrane. The record is from RefSeq and is a predicted model, not a curated record. Bases 174 to 1391 code for a protein of 405 amino acids.